CACAGCCUUGUUGUCGUCACUAAAACAGCUCGAUGUUCAGUUUGCGAGGAUAUUUUAUUGUGAUACUAUCCGUAAUCGGUGUAUAGAUGGUUUAGUUUUUGUCUUUUCUUUGUAUAUAGAAAACGUGUCGAGUGAAAACAUUCAAUAGUAUCAAAGAAUAAAUUAUCAUUCUAUGCAUUUCUCCACUAAAAUCUUGGGCCGCUUCGAUUUUCAUUGUUCAAGGAUAAUAAUAAUAUCCGUUCCUAGCAGACUUUCCGUCUCGAUUUUAUCUACGUGGUGACAAGAAGCAGCGCAAGAAGAAAAAGAAGGCUGAACAAAGAUGAUUACCAAGUGGAGCUGCUAGCGAAGUUGGUAGUGGGUGACUUUUUUCUCAAGAGUCAAGGUGUUUUUAAAUACAGGACACACUUUCAGAAUCAAUGCAGAUAGAAUUUUGUGUAACGAUUGAAGCUGGUGAAAGUGGUAGAUAAUCAGUGUUAUGCACUACCACUGGGGAAGUUUUUCUUAUUUCUAAGGAAGGUGUUUCAUGCUUAAGCGCCAUUUUGACGUUUUAAAAAUGCAUACAGAAAGUUUCACCCUCAGUAGCGGUGUGACCUGGUAUUAGGUCUAUAAUCAUCAAGAAAGGAUCGAAAAUAAUUGGAAAAUAUGAGUCAAUGCAUACAGAAAAAUAAUCUGCUUGGGUAAAUGAAUAAAAUUUAAAGGAGCCACACGCAGAAGGUUCGAUUUUCUCGUUAUAAUGGUGUUGCGUGUCUUGAUUGGUGGUAAUUUGAUGUGAACUUAGUAAGGAAGGAAAUGACCGCCGUAUAAUUUAAUGGAAAACGUGAACCAUAUUCAAUGUACAUCAAGAACAACGGCGUCACUUCGCUAACCAUGCUAUGUAAGUGAAGGAAAUAAAUGGAAUAUGCUAAAAAGUGGUGCAUUAUUCACAUGCCGACUGUGGCAGUGAGACAGCUGGAUGUAGGAAACGUCAAUAUAUCGGAAUCGUAACGACAGAUUCGGCGAAAUCGUGUCGUAGUGUACAAAUUCUAAUUCGAUGGAUCGCCCACAUUCCGAACCGAAAGAAAGUUAGAUAUUUGCUUUGUGAACCGUAUGUUGGUGUAAUCAAUAAAACACUAUCUUUGUGUGCAGCAAUUGUGAAAGCUCAGUAAAAAUAAAAUUAUUUAUAAUUCAAAAUCAGUGAAAGACAUGCAAUAGUUAUGUAAAGGAAUAAUAAUUCGAGCUCGCCGACCGGAUCAGUGAGAGAAUGAGAGUGAACAGAAUACCAUGUGAAUAUAGAAUGCUGUACAUAAAUGUGGUGCCAACAAACCUAGCUGGUGGAAGUUUGUAGUAAACUGCAGCAAAAACGACGAACAAACAAUCAGCCGAGACAAACCUAGCUGUAAUGCUAGGCUUGCUGGAGUAAAGUUGUCGCCAAUUUCGCAUUUCUCGCGACGACUGUGACUAGUACUCCGACAACGACCUCGUACAUUGCAGAAAACCCGAACACUAAAAUUAUCCUUCGACACUGACUGAUGGUAUGAAACAGCGGAUAGGUGGGAGGAAGCUCUGUCGUCACGCUAUUUGCUUAGCUAGAAAAACCCGGCAUUGUGAGAAAUCAUUUCUCCCGGAAAAACGCCAUUCCAUGACGUCCAGCAAGAAAUGGACAGAUUGUUGAGAGUGGGGCGUCGACGGCCCCCUUUAUAAUUGAACAGUUCAACUGAUGAAUGUUUGAUAACAUUUUUCAACUAUAAUCCCAAAACGCUAGUUUGUCGUCAGAAAUACCAUAUCAAUAGUUGCAAGUCGAAGGUUCGGCACCAGAAAGGUGUGCAUGCGUGUGGUGUAUCAAUAGUUAAACUCUUUUACUUCAAAUGCCAUUGCUCCGAAGAUAUUCUGCAAAGUCAUCGAACGGUUCGGGAAACUUUACCAAAGCGCUACCUUAGGGUUGUCGGAUACUGUCGGAUCGGUCAGUAUCUUGGAAAGGUGUGUGCUUUUCGUUCUGGUGUAUUUCUCGUAAAACUAUUGUCUACUGUAACAGUUCAGUGGCACUACCGGACUAGCAAUAAUAUCAACGAGGCAAUCUCCGCGAGGCUAUGGAUGAGGAAAUCGUUCCACGCACACUACGCGAAAAGUUGUUAUUUUAUACGACUGCCUUUUUUAUCCUGCUCGGUACCUUUAGCCUUUUCGCCUUUCUGUUUCUGGUGCCAUUUGUGAUUGAACCCGCUUUUACUACCAUUUUUAUGCAAUUCGAUGAGUCACCUGCAUUCUGUGUCACCGUCGACACGACGCAUCUGUACGGUGCAAAGAACUGCAGUUGGGCGUCGUGUCGCGAAGGCUGCACCAAGGACAUCUACGAAUGUCAGCAGAUUCGUGUUAACUACAAAACGAGCGCACAGCUAGCAGCAGCUGAGGCUGCAAAAGAGAACGCAACCGACGACGAUCCUUCAACGAUGUUCACAGCUGCUUCUGAAGCAGUUACAGCAACAGCUACAAAAAUCACUGGUGAUAGUAGUGUUAGUAUUGAUAAUAGCAAAAGUAGUGUAAACAUCAAUUUGAAUAGUGCUAGGGCAAGUAGUGAAGCAAAAAAACAAAUUUAUACCGUGGACAGGAAAUCUCCAUACACUUUCAUGAGCGUCAGUAGAUUCGAUACGGCACUGAACAGAUUCGAACGAGCAAUUCGUGUAGACUACGACUACAGUGAUAUGCUGGUAGACGAUAGAAGCAAUGGUUUCGCUGAUCACAAAAAUGGUAUCAUUAGUUCUAUCAUUGGAGAGGAUAAUACAUUGAUGGAGUAUCCGGAUGAUAUGAAUGAAAUGACGGGAAAUGAAUCGGAAUGGUUUUUCAGCGGAGCCAGAUUGUUUCCGAACGUUAAAGGCUGCGGUUAUCCACCGAUGCUCAACUGUACUAUUUGGACCAAAAAGUACUGGAAGAUUGGUACGAAUUUCUCGUGCUAUUAUUCGCGUGUGGAUCCUGGUUUGGUAAUAAGUGAUCUGGAUAUGUGGCAGAAUUCCCUUAAUCUAGUGUUAGCCAUGGCAAUUCCCAUUCCAUCGUUCAUAAUAUCAGUAAUUUAUCUCGCGUUCGCCUACUUUGUAAUUUACAAUGAAGACGAAGAAACUGCUUUACUUGAUAAGGAAGGUGAGGAGGAAGGCGCCGAAGACGAACUGGAUGGUACUGAUGAAGGAAACGAUAACAAAAUCAACGAAAGCGAAGUUGAGACGUCUGCUAAUCACUUAACUGAAAACGAUUGUGACGGUGGAAACACGGUAGAUUCAAACACAACAACUCCGAUUAAUCCGCUACCGAAUGGAAUUGCUAAUUCGAUACCCAAUGUAAACACUACGAACACAAACACAACUGCUACUACCAACACAAAUGGUUCUUCGAAGCCCAUCACGCCAAACUCUGUAUCCGACGUGAACUCAUUUGGUCAUCAACUUAAGGUGAAAAUGGCCGACGAGAUGUCCCGGGAGAGCAUCGAUGGAGGAUUGCUAUCAAACUCAGCGUCCAUUCAAGGAAACUUGAGCAAGACGAUGACGACCAGUAUCUCAACGCCUCCUGGUCCGAUAGCCGCAGUCUAAAGCACCAGGUGCAUGGAUUGGACAACGUUAAGUUUAAAUUUACUAAGUAAGAGAAAGCUUUUGUUAUAUUCAUGAGAAGAGGGACAGAAACUCAAAACUUUAAUCUGCAGAGAUUUUCCUCGGUGUCCAGCAUCACAAUAGCAAUAACUCGCAAACCAAAAGAAACAUUCAGAUGCUAAAUUAACAAAUCUAAUUUUAAUCACACGCGGGCUCGUUUUGCGAGAAAGUUGUAUUACAAUACUCAAAAGAAGUUUAAACAAAAACAAGCACAAAAACGUCAGCAGACCAGUAGCAAUUAGCAUCAUUACAAAUGUUUAUAUAGUUGAUAUAAGCGUCAAUGGGAAGUUUUUUCUAUCCCAGUUGAAAUUCAACAUGUAUGAGAAAUUUUGGCGCAACGUUAAAACAUCUGCUUAAUGCGUUUCAGAUUUCAUGAACUAUAGAUAAGAAUAGUGGAGUUUACCAAAUUUCUGGAAAGCGAGUAUUAUUUGCUAUAGAUUUAAAUAUCUCUCAACUAAUAUCACAUUAGCAUUUUCAAAAUCAGUAGUUUUAAGAAGAGUUAGGUUCAGGGCCAAAUUGAGUAUUUACAGUUGAGCUUAUUGUUUAUAAAUAAUUCUAUGAAAUUUACGAACGCAUUUAUCAUGUAUUCCUUUGAACCAUCAAGAGAUCAUCUGUUGAAUUCGACAUACGUGAGGUUUAUGAAAUUGUAGGUCAGGAAAAUAAGAUAUUAUCUGUAUGAUUGGUCCGAUUUCAUGGCUUUUAAUUUUGGUUGACAAUACCAGUGAACCUUUUUAAAUGUUUAAUGUGAUCAUUCUCCAAAUGGUGUCCUUCGGUUUUUCAUUUAAUUUAAUUUCUUAAAUACAACAACUAACUGACACUCGGAUUUCGAAUAAACUGUCAGUAGUGCUCGUUCAUUAAGCCCGACAAUUAUGAAAUUUCUUUAUGGGGGGAUCGAAAAUUACUUGAAAAGAUUGCUUUAUUCUUCUCUCUAACAAAUAUUUUUUAGAUCGCAUGUUGGCACGAUUUUCAAAUUACGCUUAAUGACCCGAAUAACCCCAGUUAAAAGGUCCUGAAUAGAAAAAAAAGCUAAGAUUUUCGCAAUUUUGUAUGAAUGUUUCGGACAAUUGUCACUUUUCUGCUUGUACAAAUUUUUAGCAGUCGACAAGAGACAUUUCUUCUAAAUGAGGUUCGUUUCCAUGGAGUUUAGGUAGUCCGUCAGUACGUGCAACUUUACAAAUACUUUUUCUUAGAAACGUAUCUAAACGUGAGCUCCCCAAGAUGUUUAUGACUCUUUGAAGCAAUUUAUUGGUGGAAGUGUUCCAGACAAGCCUGAUGAUAGGAAAUGCUUCAACAAUUAACAAUUUACAUUUUCGCACAAAGUUAAUGUCAGAUUUGAAGAAAACAGAUCACAAUGGCCCUUAUUAUAGGUGGCACUACACGGUGAAAACGGAGUGAAGUGACUGCGACCCUUAUUAUGGGUAUCACUUCACGGUGGAAAUCAAGUGAAGUGAAUGUAGGUCCUUAUUACGGAAGUCGCUUCAGAGACAAAAGUAGUUACUUGAAUGAACUUGAUGUCAUUAUGAACAUCACGCCACCAACAUUUUGUUAAAAAAAAUUAGUUUUUUUCUACCACAGUGAUCACUUCACUAUGCGUGAUACCGGUAAUAGGUAAAAUCAAGUGAAGUGACAUGUAAGUGAAGUGAAUGUAAAAGUGGAAGUGAGAACGGUAAUAAGGGCCAAUGCAUUUUCCGAAAUUACACCGACAAAACUGCGACUUGUGAAGUCAUCGACGGUUCAACUAUUCACCAACUUACUUACAAACUGUUUCGACUUUCACGUGUAUUUCGCAACAGCCUGGGUUGUUUUGAGAUGCUUAGAUUAGAGACCCUGUUAUAAUCAUAGACGCGCGAAGAGAAAAUCCGUCAAACUGGAGACCCGGCCACUGUAGGAUCUUUUUGCAAUUUGCUUCGGCAACCAGACUAACUUGAUGAACUUCAGAUGACCUUUUUAUUUCAAAUAUGAAAACUUGUUUUUGUGUCAGCAUUCGGUAAGAUUUUCUAUAAGAAUAAAAAUAAUAACAAUUAAAAUGAAGUGUGGUGCUAAAUUUUACAAAAAAAAGAAACGUUUUGAUGGAACAUUUAUCACUGAUCGUGUCUUUUCGAUUUUCCUAAAAUAUAAAUAUAUGGGAGAAAUUUUGUAGACUUUAUUCUGGCGAAUUAAAAACAAAUUGUUAGCUGCACUUCAAUUGUGACCGUGAUUUAUAUAUUGAGCGUUCCGAAUUUGAGCGGUACAGAAAAUAACUACGAGAUGUUGGCGAUGAAUUUUAAAAAUCCAUUUACAGUGAAGAUUACAUUCUGUUCACUUGUAGUGCAGGUGUUUUUGUCACAGAAGAGAUGGCGAUAUGUUACAAUUGGUAUUAUCCUUCGGAUAAAAUGUCAAUCGUGUAUGUCAAAGUGAUGGUCAGUAUUAAAAAUCAAUCCUAGUUGAAGCUUACCACUAUUGAAAUAAUUUUAGUCGCGUUUUUGGUUUAAUAUACGCGUACUUUAGUCCAUGUUACUUGAAUAUCAAAACAAUAAAUUCAAAUGAAUCUGACCUUCAUGAAACAAAAUCAUUUCCUUGACGUUUCAAUUAUUAAAUUCCUUGGGUAGUUUUUUAGCUUUGAUAACAAUACUCCCCUUGAAUUUCUCAGCAACAAACAAUGUUUGUUUACUUUGCUUAUUUGGUUCAACGUUUGAAGGUUCGUUUGGUUUCUUUUGGCUGCUUCUCCGCCAAAGCAAAGCAAAGUCUUGGCAUUAUAUUCCUUUUGUGGAAUUUGGCCUUUCUCUUUCAACAGGCUUCGCAGCCGCAGCGAUAGCGUACAGAAUCAUUGCAUGGCUAGUACUACGAUCCUAUUGACACUAUGAAUCCAUCCAGGGCGGGGCUCGAACAUAUGACCAAAGAUGGCUUUUAUCGUAUCAAAGAACGCUCUUCAAACGAUUCAAUCAGUGCCAUCCAAGAGAGACGGAUAUCAUCUCAGCAACAAAAAACCGGCAUGGUUCAUUUAACAUAGAAUAGACACCAGUGCGAGAGUGAAUUUCUAUCGAUGAUCUGUCUGAGAAUCAAAGGUUAGCACGCUGCUGUGGGGAUUCUCUCUGAAGCAACAAACGGUCGCUUAUUUUCUUUUCGCGAUCCGACUCUAUACAUGCAGUUGAUAAUUGCGAUAGAAUCAUUUUAUUAUUGCCGCUUAUUCCAACUAUGUGCAUAUGAUAUAACCUUUGUAUAAGUUGUGUCUAUGAAAACGUAUGUGAAUGCUCCACACGAGGGUUUAGAAAUAUUGCAAUCUAAUAUGAGAAUCAUCAAGUCGAAUCAUCGAUUCGAUUUUCUGCGAUAAUUGUCAACUUGCGAUUCUCUCUUCGUAAAUUCCACACAGCACCGAUCAUUAUCAGACUGUAAUUUUUUUACAGGUCGUGAAAUACUUACCUUACCUAACAGCUAUAUGCCUAGGGUGUCCUUUGCUGUAUCAAGCAUACGUCUCCACAUAACUCGGUCCAUGGCUGCUCGUCGCCAGCCACUCAAGGCACGGAUGCUUCUGAGAUCACCCUCCACUUGAUCAAUCCGCCUUGUUCGCUGCGCUCCUCUUCUCCUUGUACCAGUUGGAUUAGAUUCAAGAACCAUUUUCACUGGGUUGUCGUCCGACAUCCUUAUUACAUGCCCAGCCCAUCGUAGACGUCCGAUUUCAGCUGUCCGUACGAUAGGUGGUUCUUCUAGCAGCUGUUGCAAUUCGUGAUUCAUACGCCGUCUCCACGUUCCGUCUUCCAUCUGCACUCCGCCAUAGAUGGUCCUCAGUUCCUUUCUUUCGAAAACAUUGAGGGCGCGUUGGUCCUCUGCCAACAUAGUCCAGGUCUCGUGGCCAUAGAGAACAACCGGUCUAAUGAGCGUUUUGUAGAUGGUCAAUUUCGUGCGGUGGCGUACUUUUCUCGAUCGGAGGGUUUUUCUGAGUCCAAAGUACGCACGAUUUCCUGCCAAAAUACGUCUAUGAAUUUCUCUGCUGGUGUCAUUAUCGGCGGUCACCAGUGAGCCCAAAUACACGAACUCAUCAACCACCUCUAUAUCGUCACCGUCUAUUAAUAUACGUGGUGGGAGGCGUAGUGUUUCUUCUCUAGAGCCUCUUCCUCUCAUGUAUUUUAUUUUCGACGUAUUUAUGGUCAGUCCGAUACGCCUAGCUUCAGCUUUCAGUCCGAUGUAGGUUUCCGUCAUCUUCUCAAGGUUACGUGUCACAAUAUCAAUAUCGUCAGCGAAGCCAAAAAGUUGUACGGACUUUCGGAAGAUCGAGCCACUCGUGUCGAUCCUCGCUCUUCGAAUCACACCUUCCAGGGCAAUAUUGAACAAGAUGCAAGAAAGUCCAUCACCUUGACGUAGCCCUCUCCGAGAUUCGAAGGGACUCGAGAGCGUCCCAAAUACUCAGACGUAGCACAUCACUCUAUCCAUCGUUGCUUUGACCAAUCGCCUCAGUUUAUCCGGGAAACCGUAUUCGUGCAUUAUCUGCCAUAGCUGUUCUCGAUCGAUUGUGUCGUAUUCCGCUUUGAAGUCAAUGAAUAGGUGAUGCGUGGGUACGUUGUAUUCACGACACUUCUGGAGUACUUGUCUUAUCGCGAAUAUGUGAUCCAUAGUGUCGCGGGCUCCAGUAAAUCCCGCUUGGUACGGCCCUACGAAUUCCUUAGCUAUUGGUGAUAGACGACGGCAAAGGAUUUGGGAGAGUACCUUGUAGGCGGCGUUCAGCAAUGUGAUUGCGCGGUAAUUGCAACAAUCUAGCUUAUCGCCCUUUUUGUAGACGGGACAUACUACUCCAUUCAUCCAUUCCUGCGGUAGAAUCUCCUCCUCCCAAAUCCUAGAAAUCAUACAGUGCAGCGCUCUUGCCAGUGCCUCUCCUCCAUGUUUGAGCAGUUCGCCUGGCAACUGGUCAUUGCCUGCGGCAUUGUUGAUCCUCAGCUUGCCGAUCUCAACACAUAUCUCCGACAGAUCAGGGGCUGGAAAUCUAUGGUCGGCUGAGCGUGCACCCAGAUUGAUUCCUGUACCGUUCUCUGUAUCUUGUGCUUUGCCAUUCAGAUGCUCGUCAUAGUACUGCUUCCACCUGUCGAUCACCUCACGUUCGUUCGUGAGAAGAUUACCACUGGUAUUUCUGCACAUUUCGGCCUGUGGCGUGUAGCCUCUAUAUGAGCGGUUCACCUUCUCAUAGAACUUCCGUUUGUCAUUUGCGCGAUACAGCUGUUCCAUCGCUUAGCGAUCUUGGUCCUCCUGGUGGCGCUUUUUCUUCCGGAAAACCGUGUUCUGUCUGUUCCGUGCCUGUCUGUAUCGUUCCUCGUUCGCUCUAGUGCGGUGUUGCAGCAUCCUCGCCCUUGCUGCAUUCUUCUCUUCGACCAACUGCUGACAUUCGCCGUCAAACCAGUCAUUUCCUCGAUUCGACAACCUCGUACCUAGAACGGUUGCAGUAGUGCUACUCACGGUGGACCUUAUGUUUCUCCAGCCGUCUUCAAGAGUCGCCGCGCCAAGCUGCUCUUCUGUUGGUAGCACUAACUCCAGUUGUUGCGCGUAUUCCUCUGCAGUACGAACGCUACGUAGCUGCUCGAGAUUGAGUCCCGGCGUUCCUGUUCGGCGAGUGUUGUGCACCGUCGAUAGUUUUGAGCGCAAACAAACCGCGACAAGGUAGUGGUCAGAAUCAAUAUUGGCACUGCGGUAAGUGCGGACAUUGAUGACGUCGGAGAAGAAUCGCCCGUCGAUGAGAACGUGGUCGAUUUGAUUUUCCGUAUGUUGAUCAGGUGAUCUCCAGGUGGCUUUGUGGAUAUCUUUCCGGGGGAAGAAGGUGCUUCGAACUACCAUUCCUAGGGAGGCUGCAUUGAAAUACUCAGAGUAUGAAGUGAAGCGAAGAAAAAUUCUCUCACGGCUCAUACAUUGAGAGACACGAGUUCUUGUAGCAUCUUCUACCGGAUUGAAAAUGUUGUAUAGAAUAUAGAUAAAUAUCGAGCAGCUUCUGUCAAAUUAUCGGCAAUCACCAACACUGCAUAUGACAACUGGGUUUCUGCGCAAUUCCUAUUAUACCAGGGACUCUAGUUUAGAUCACAAAAAACUGCAUCGAAGCACAAAGCGAACGAUUUUUAUUUUUUUAAAUACAAAGGCUGAGAACGAAUUGAAAACAAUAGUCAGCUAAUUUAUUUUGCCAAUGCAUGAAGGACAAUACUGUCCUUUGUAUGAGAAAAAAAUCACACAACACUACUUUACCGAUCGCAAGAAAUCACUACCACGAUCUUUUGUAACAAACUGUACAUAACAAGAGUUGAUAGUUGCGUAUUAGCCGGACACAACGGACCAUAGAAGCUAUCAUUUCAAUCUAAGUAUGUUAAAAUGCUUUCAGCCAUUUUUGAUCAAAUUAGGUGACAUACUUUUCAUAUUUUAACACGUAUCACGUAACUUUGGAGCUGGAAGUCGAGUCUCGAUGAAAUUAAAAACUGUUUAUAGUUAUUUGAUUUUAAGUUUAUGACAAUCCGUCCAGUUAGUUCUUAGAAAAUCUAGUGACACACACAGACCUUUUUCGAUCUCGGCGAAUUGAGUCGAGUCGUAUAUGAUACUCGGGCCUCGGUGCGAAUGUGUUUUCGCAUAGUGACUACAUAACCUUUCUAUAAGAGAAACGCAGAAAAUGGUAUUUUUUGUUGUAAUUUUAGUUUUAUACUAAAACUUUUAGUUUUGCCAUUAUUUCAGAAACCUGAUCAUUUCUCUACCUCACGUAUUUUACAUACCGUAAAUGGAAUCUCCACAACGCUUUCCUCUGUCGCCUAGAAUUCCCUCCUGAACAAAAUGUAACUAAUAAAUUACGUCCAACCAGUUCAUAUGCCGUAACCAAACCACACCAAACAAUACAACACUGUUUGUUGGAUAAACGUAAGCCCACCAACUGCUGUAUUUUACUAAAAAAUAAAAUCGAAAUAACACAAACAAGUUUUAUUGAUCCAAAUUUCGCGGUAGUCUACAUAAUUAUUGACCGGUAAAAUAUGGUCAGGAAAAAUUUUACCUGCGAAAAACCAAAUCGAUGAGCCGUCCACCAAACAAAGAGCUGACUUACAGGGUGGUUAUUAAUAUUCGAAGUUUCAGAAUUACUUCAUAGCACAACGCAUACCGUAAAUGAUGAUCUCAUUGAUGUACUUUUGUUAGUUUUGUUUUCAAAUUUUAAAGUAACAAUUUAACAAUUUCAUUCAUUGAUAGAGAGACUUUCCGCGAAGCAGCUUUUGAUAAACUUCAUUCACUUUUAAUAAAAUAAAAAUUAUGUAUAGCAGAUGUUUCGCAAUAUUUUUUAAAACAUUUUAACGCUAAUUCAUCGUUAAGCUGGUAUUCAAAAUCUAAAUGGAAUAUUUGACUGCGAAAAUUUUAUUGUGGAUAGGUAACUGCUUCAUCGAACUACGUUGAACGUUCUGAUAGAAUCGUAGAGAUAUGGAAUGGAAAAAAUAAACUAAACUCUUACCGCCCGUCGACCAAAUUUCACUCAAUCCAUGUUGUAAUGAUUAAAAAUUGAGCAACGCGAUCCUAAACUAAUAGUUUUACGGAUAUAAAUAUUUAUAGUACUGAGUUAUGCUGAACUAAGUAGAAAUUUUACAAUACGAAAUAAGUUCCCCUUACCAUCAGUUUUGCCGCAACUAUUGUUCCUAUUUGUCACCGUCACAAAAGCUGUUUCUCUAAUCAGUUUCACAUGUUCAUUUAUUACAAACUAUUUCUAACAACAGUUCCAUAAGAACAAUUCCACAUUCUCUAGAUGAGAACGAUUUCUCGAAAUGAAAUAAUGGGAAACGUCUUUACAGAUUCCGCUGAAGCAUUAUCAUUAGCUUUUUAAAGGAGAUGUCGAUUCUGAUUUUUAACUUAUGGCGUUUUCGUUUUUAAUUUGCACUACACCGGUGCAGUGCUACACUGAAGCAUGAAUAAACGAACAAAAAUGACGAAAACAUAAACAGUAACCAUUGACUACAAUUAACGAUUCCAUUGCACAGAGCUACACCAAACUUUUGAUGAGUGCUACACCAGUGGUAUCGGUGCAGAAAAAGUGUAGCACUGGUGUAGUGCAAUUGGUAAAAACGAACGGUUUAGGUGCAGCUUUCGCUACACCGGUGUAGUGCAAUUUAAAAACGAAAACGACAUUAGACUAGCGCCAAGAUAUGAAAUUUCUUGCGCCUACUACUAAAAAUGUGAAUUACAAGGGUUGCUUACGUUGUUAAAAAUAAUCGAUAAGCGAUGCAAAUUAAUUACAUCGUCUGCAUGUUGUCAUAUAAACUUUCAAAGUUUGGUGAAUUUACUUUUGUAUCAUACAUAGAGUCGAAAAGUAUUAAAAAAAGAGAAAAUGUUAAACUAAAAUUCAGAUUUAUGAAUAGCACAUUUCAGAUGAAUAGCUUUGCUGGUUAUAUAGAAUAUUUAAGAGAACAAGAUUCUACGAAUGCAGUUUAAUGAGUAUAGCUACAAGAUAUAAAUGCGAUGGUUUUAAAGUAAACUUUGGAGCACACAAUCACCAUUUAAGACAUAAAUUAAUUAGUUUAUACUAGCAAUAAGAACGAAAAUUAUUCCGUUUGGUGAUCUUUUUUAUUUCCUUAACAUUCGCGAUCUAACUCUGAUAAAGCACAACAGAAACGAUAGUGUAAAUAGAGAAGUUACUGAGCUCAGUUCACUGUAAUAAUAAAAAGAAGUUGGCAAACUCUGUGCUUUCUGGAUCAAGCAAAUAAUUCUAACAACCUAUUGGAAAUUUAAAGCUUUUCUCCAGCGCCAUGAGUUCUUGAUGCGAAAUGCAUAAGCAGAAGCUAAAUACAUAUGACGGAUCGAGAUUCAAAGAAUUGUAUAUUUUCAAAUAUGUAUUGCCUUGUCAUUGCUAUUCAUUUACGAUUUAUUACAGACAGAUAAUAGAAGAAAUGAUAAAACCUACUACGAAUAAUUAAUAAAAUGUGAAAGCUUUAA
Molecule: messenger RNA, 12509 nt
Organism: Malaya genurostris
Lineage: Eukaryota; Metazoa; Arthropoda; Insecta; Diptera; Culicidae
Product: cilia- and flagella-associated protein 298-like
Exons: 2
Coding region: 2067-3551 (494 amino acids)
Biological process (GO): regulation of cilium movement; regulation of sodium ion transport
Molecular function (GO): sodium channel regulator activity
Source: RefSeq, a predicted model, not a curated record